This is a messenger RNA of Entrophospora sp. SA101, 200 nucleotides long. Lineage: Eukaryota; Fungi; Glomeromycota; Glomeromycetes; Entrophosporales; Entrophosporaceae. The record is from the annotation of a GenBank genome assembly.
AUGUCAGUGAAUCUGACAAAGAUGAUAAUAGUAGCUAUGAUGUGUUGGUGGCAGAGGAGGAAGAGGAAAAAUAUGGUGAUUUGGAAUAUCUUGAAAAGAGACACAUGUUGCUUAAAAGGAUAAAAGAAGAGAAACCUAUGACAUCCUUUUCAUUAAAGCUGGAUAAUAAAGAUGUCUUUGAUGUGACAAUAAAAACUUAA